Messenger RNA from Rubroshorea leprosula, 1115 nucleotides. The record is from the annotation of a GenBank genome assembly. NCBI's taxonomy places the organism in Eukaryota, Viridiplantae, Streptophyta, Magnoliopsida, Malvales, Dipterocarpaceae.
AAAAUCAACUUUAUUCCAUUACUAUUUCGUUCCUCGAGAUUGAUUUGGGUUUGAAGAACAGAGAGAGACAGUGAGAAAGAUUGCGAGAUGCAUCUAUGGCCGUCAGCAGCGCUGAGGGAUUCGUUCAAGGUUUCUUAUCUGAAGAAACUCGAAUGGAAUCUCCAUAGGAUGAACAGCGAGAAGCGGUCUUAGACUCCGACCAAUGGACAGAAGCUCUUGGACAACAAAGAGGUUGCCGACGACGCUGUCGCAGCGGAGGUGUCCGUGUCUAAUAUCGCCUCUGGUGCCUUCUCGUUCUUCAGAGACACGCUGAUGGUCCUUUCUUGCUUCUGCUGUGGAUGUACUUACUCCUCUCUUCUUGCUCUUGCGAAAUUCUCUUGAUAUUUGAAAUUUAUAUGGUUGGGGUAUUGGGGUUUUGAUUUAGAUGCGAAAGUUUGUAAAUUGAGGGUUUCGAAUUUUCCAAUUGAAAUUUCGAUGGUUGCUGAGUUUAGGAUAGUUAGUGUUAGGGUUUAUGAAAUUGCUUCUUAUUAGAGCAGAUUCUCACCUUGCAAUUCCUUAUUAUAUUAUGCUUUAUCUUUAUAGAAAUGAUUGCUGCUGAAGGAUUCUGGUUCGAUAAAUGUCUAUGUUUGCAUAAAAAAUCCUCAUUGAUGUCACUGCCUGAGCAAAAAAAGGUUGAAGAAAUUGAGUUUUUGUAAUUUAAACAGAUGUAUAGUCAUUUUACUAUAGCUUGAUCUUUCUUCAUUCUUGUUUUUAUUUUUGAAUGGUUCAAUGAAGAAUCAAAGGCAACACCACUGACACCUACUUCCAGCCUUACCUGUUGCAGUCUGAAGCCGGUUGAGUGUAAUAUAAAUUGAGAUUGUUUUUGGCCAUAUAAGUGGUAAUUGUUGAGUAGACAUCUAAUUGGAUCUGUUUAAGGUUAUAUAGGAAGGACUGUGAGAGUGCAGAGAAAUGGAGAGUGAGAUGAUUAAGAAUUGCUGUUGUUGUUUUGUCUCCUAAUUGUUUCAACUUAAUUACUCUCAUGAGAAGAAAAAUUUUCAGGUCGAAGAGGAUCGAGAGAGAGAACGACCUCGGUGAGAAGAUGAAAAUCUGAUGUAGAACAAAAGAAGUAUGAGGAU